Molecule: messenger RNA, 4222 nt
Organism: Monomorium pharaonis (pharaoh ant)
Lineage: Eukaryota; Metazoa; Arthropoda; Insecta; Hymenoptera; Formicidae
Product: 5-oxoprolinase
Exons: 22
Coding region: 287-4222 (1311 amino acids)
Biological process (GO): glutathione metabolic process
Cellular component (GO): cytosol
Molecular function (GO): 5-oxoprolinase (ATP-hydrolyzing) activity
Source: RefSeq, a predicted model, not a curated record
UCCUCGUGCUCCCUACUAGUGGCAGUUGCUCCAAUAUUACAGACUGGUGCUGUAGAACCACUGUCGCUGAAAACAGAUAUAAAUGUAGUGUCAAGAAGAUAUUAGUGAUAUAUUAUUGUGUGAUAUGUAUUGAUCGCUAUUUCUACGUGAUAUUAUUGUGUUAUAACAAAAUUGCAUAUCAUAGCAGUAAUUAUUAUUAUCGACAGUGGUAUUUUUCUGACGUGUUAAUGUAGACUAUGUAGAAAUACAGCUGACGUAAAAAUACUGAUUUUAUCCACGGCCAACAAUGGGAGACGAUAAAUUCCAAUUCUCUAUAGAUCGUGGAGGCACGUUCACUGAUAUAUACGCUAGAUGCCCUAAAGGCAAAAUCCGAGUUAUGAAAUUACUCUCGGUAGAUCCUAGUAAUUAUAACGACGCGCCGACAGAAGGCAUUCGUAGAAUAUUAACAGAGGAAACUGGCGUCAAAAUAAAUGGCGCAAUUGACACUUUUAAUAUAGAAUGGAUUAGAAUGGGAACGACGGUCGCCACUAAUGCGCUGUUGGAAAGAAAAGGCGCGAAAAUGGCCUUAUUAACAAAUGAAGGUUUUACGGAUCUUUUAUACAUCGGUAAUCAGUCUCGGCCAAAUAUUUUCGAUUUGGAAAUAGUAAUGCCACAGGUUUUAUACCAAUAUGUAAUAGGAGUAAAAUGUAGAGUAAUUCCCGCUCUGCCGGAAAGUUGUCGUAUGGAAAAUCAGUCGUGGCGAAAAGUGAAAGGUUCUACCGGUGAGGAUCUGUUUGUUAUUCAAGAACUCGAUGAGGCACAAUUGAAGGAAGAUUUGAAGACACUUCGUAAUCUCGGAAUAGACAGUCUCGCUGUCGUUCUGGCACAUAGCUACACUUAUGCGGACCAUGAGAUCAGAGUUGGUGAAUUAGCACGAGAAGCAGGUUUUCCUCAAAUAUCUCUUUCCCACGAGGUGAUGCCGAUGACAAGAAUGGUUCCUAGAGGCUUUACAACGUGUGUAGAUGCUUACUUGACGCCACACAUUAAAAAUUACUUACAAGCUUUCUCUUCAGGAUUUAAAGAUAACUUAAAGGAUGUGAAUGUAUUGUUUAUGCAGAGCGACGGCGGAUUAACACCUAUGAAUUCUUUUAAUGGAUCGCGUGCUAUACUUUCUGGACCAGCUGGUGGCGUCGUUGGAUACACGAUGACGACUUAUGGAAAGGAGACUGAUUUACCAGUGAUCGGAUUCGACAUGGGCGGUACAUCGACUGAUGUAAGUCGAUACGGAGGAAGUUACGAGCAUGUUUAUGAGAGCACCACAGCAGGCAUUACUAUACAAGCUCCGCAGUUGGAUGUCAAUACUGUUGCGGCGGGAGGUGGAUCGAUGCUUUUCUUCAGGUCAGGUCUCUUCGAAGUUGGGCCUGAGAGCGCAGGGGCCCAUCCUGGACCUGCGUGUUACAAAAAAGAUGGCCCGCUGACUGUGACGGAUGCCAAUCUCGCUCUAGGUCGUCUGCUGCCUGAAUACUUUCCUCAAAUUUUUGGACCAGAGGAAAAUGAGCCUCUCGACGUAUCUCGUACGUUGAGUAUGUUUGCAACACUUACCUACGAGAUCAAUGAAUUUCUAAAGAAGGAUGAAUUAAUGUCGGUUGAUGAGGUAGCAAUGGGAUUUAUCAGAGUCGCCAAUGAGACCAUGUGCAGACCGAUUCGUGCUCUAACACAAGCAAAGGGUUAUGACACUUCGCGUCAUGUUCUUGCGUGUUUUGGCGGCGCCGGCGGACAGCAUGCUUGUGCAAUUGCUCGAUCGUUGGGCAUAAGCACGGUUUUUGUCCAUAAGUAUGCCGGUAUUUUGUCAGCUUAUGGAAUGGCAUUGGCAGAUGUUGUUGAAGAAGCACAAGAACCAAGCGCCGAAAUUUACAAUUAUGAAAGUUUCACCCGUUUGGAUGAUCGUUUGGACGUGAUGGAAGCCAAAGUUAGAAGUAGACUUCGCGCACAAGGAUUUGCUGAUUCUCAAAUAAAAACGGAACCAUUUCUGCACUUACGUUACGAGGGUACUGACUGCGCUUUAAUGUGCACUCCAGCAAGUCAGAAUUCAAUGACCACCACCACCAGGCAUGGAGACUUCCUCGCUACUUUCCUAGAAAGAUACAAGACGGAGUUUGGUUUUACGAUACCAGAUCGCAAGAUUUUAGUUGAUGAUGUGAGAAUUAGAGGAACUGGGAAAACUGAAACUCCACAGGAUCCCAGAUUGUCUCCUUCACAAACUUCACCAAAAGCUGAAAAGACCACUAUGGUGUACUUCGAAGGUGGCUAUCAAGAAACAGGCGUCUAUCAGUUACAUUCAUUAUCCCCUAAAGAUAUUUUACACGGUCCCGUUAUUAUCAUGGAUAAUUUGAGCACGCUUUUAGUGGAGCCAGACUGUACCGCGGAAAUCACUUCCCGCGGUGAUGUAAAAAUUACGAUUGGACAGGGUCAGCGAACGAAAGUCACCACGGAUCUCGACAGUAUUCAGCUCAGUAUUUUUUCACAUCGUUUCAUGAGCAUUGCAGAACAAAUGGGUCGAGUACUUCAAAGAACUUCGAUUUCUACUAAUAUCAAAGAACGAUUGGACUUCUCAUGCGCGAUUUUCGGUCCUGACGGUGGUCUUGUUUCAAAUGCACCUCAUAUCCCGGUGCAUCUGGGUGCCAUGCAAGAAACCGUGCAAUACCAGAUGAAAGUAUUCAAUGGCAAGUUUACGCCAGGAGACGUCAUUCUUGCUAAUCAUCCAUUGGCAGGCGGUUCCCAUCUUCCAGAUUUGACAGUUAUCACGCCAGUGUUUUACAGAGAUGUGCCUACACCGGUAUUCUUCGUAGCCAGCAGAGGUCAUCAUGCUGAUAUUGGUGGUAUCACGCCAGGCUCCAUGCCACCGCAUUCAACAAGUUUAAGUCAGGAAGGCGCUGUUUUCAAAAGUUUUCUGCUGGUACAUAAAGGAAUAUUCCGAGAAAAGGAACUAACAGAUGCUUUGAUGGCACCUGGAAAAAUACCGGGAAGUUCGGGAACCAGAAACCUUUUGAACAACAUCAGUGAUCUUAAAGCUCAGAUCGCAGCAAAUAAAAAAGGUUUUCAACUAGUAAAUGAACUAAUUGAUGUAUACAGUCUUGAAGUAGUUCAAGCAUACAUGGAUUAUAUUCAACACAAUGCUGAAGUCGCUGUUCGAGAAAUGUUGAAAUCAAUUGGCACGAAGAUUAAAAAGCAAAGAGGAAAGGAAACUGAUAUCAGUGCUAUUGAUUAUCUUGAUAACGGUAGUCCUAUCAAAUUACACGUUGAUCUUGAUAUAAACAAGGGCGAAGCGGUUUUCGAUUUUAGUGGAACGGGUUGUGAAGUAUGGGGUAAUUGCAACGCUCCGCGCGCUAUAACUUUGUCUGCUAUAAUUUAUUGUUUGAGAUGUAUGGUUAAUCGAAACAUACCUUUAAAUCAGGGUUGUUUGAAGCCUGUAAAAAUAAUUAUCCCUGAAGGAUCAUUACUUGAUCCCUCGGAUGAUGCUGCCGUAGUGGGCGGCAACGUCUUGACAUCUCAGCGUAUUGUUGACGUAAUUUUGGCAGCUUUCGAAAUUUGUGCGGCUUCUCAGGGUUGUAUGAAUAACGUUACCCUUGGCACUGAGGAAUGGGGUUAUUACGAAACAGUUGCCGGUGGCAGUGGAGCAGGACCAACAUGGCACGGCAGAAGUGCCGUUCAUACGCACAUGACGAAUACGAGAAUCACAGAUCCAGAAAUACUGGAGCUUCGCUAUCCAAUUAUACUAAACCGCUUCUCCAUUCGAUUCGGAAGUGGUGGUAAUGGAGCGUAUAUCGGUGGCGAUGGUGCUAUACGUGAAAUGAUAUUUAGAGCUCCAAUGACUUUAUCUGUAUUAACCGAGCGGAGAGUGUAUCAUCCGCCUGGACAUAAUGGUGGUGAGGCUGGAGCGUGUGGUUUAAAUAUUUUGGUGCGAGCUGAUGGCAGACGGAUUAAUUUAGGCCCGAAAGCUGCCGUUCCAGUUUAUGCGGGGGAUAAGUUUGUUAUGGAAACUCCAGGUGGUGGUGGUUACGGUUCCGUUUGCGAAGAUAAGCAAGCUGAUAGAUUUUCAGUUUAUACAAAAAAUUACGGUUGUCAACAACUAACAGCAGGAUUUGCAUCAAAAUAUAAAGAUUCAAAAUCUGACAAAAGUCUGCAUAAUUUUACAGAACGCGGAAGUGUUUUUCAGUAUCGUAUGGCCCAGGAAUCUGUUUAA